Molecule: messenger RNA, 4148 nt
Organism: Exaiptasia diaphana
Lineage: Eukaryota; Metazoa; Cnidaria; Anthozoa; Actiniaria; Aiptasiidae
Product: GRIP and coiled-coil domain-containing protein 2
Source: RefSeq, a predicted model, not a curated record
AUGGUCACAAAUGGACACACAUGGGAAAAUAUGGUAUAAUCUUAGAAAUGAYUAUAAAUGCAAACUGAGCUUAGGAAAUCACUGUCGUUACUAUUGAAUGAUGUUAUUUCUUCUUGUUUGAAAAGAGGGGAUCAAUUGGUGAAAUUCAUCUUGCUGAAGAGAAUGGAGGAAACACUUGGAAUGCACUUUGAAUCUGGUGAAGCAGAUGAUGUCAAGGCUCAACUCAUUCAGGAAAAUCAGAUUUUGAAAGAAAACAAUGAGAAACUUGUAUAUGAAAAUCAACAUCUGAAGAACACUUUGGAUAACAUGCAUUUAGAAUUUGAGGGAACUGAUGAAUCCAAGAAGGAGGUCGAAAUGGAGUUUGACGCCGUGCAAAAGGAACUCGAUGAAAAUAAGUUUUAUGUAAAGGAAUUGUGCGAUCAGCUGGAUAAAAUUAAAGGUGAAAAAGAGAAAGUCGUCAAAGCGUAUAAAACUUUAAAGGUUAAUUAUGAGAAAUUAAAAUCCAAAGUACAAGGCGUCAGUUCUUCUCAAGAAGACCUCAGUCGUCUUCCCCCAAAGGAAUUGCUUUCCGAUUUUGAAAGGGUGUACUUGGAGAAUGARAAUUUACAAGCGAAGGUCAAGGAAUACAGCGAACAGUACAAAAAUAUCGAUGAAACUAUCGAGGCUCUGAAAAAGCAAAAUGAGAAUGUUACCUUUGAACGGGAUGAAUUAAACCUCUCCUUCAAGUCAUUACAAGAAGAUUUCAAUACAAUUACAAAAGAGAAUAAGGAACUUAAAGCGAGUUUGGACAAGCUGUUAGCGGAGAAAGACGCAAGUAACGAAAGCGAAAAGGAGUCGUUUGACAAUAAAGUAGAUCAAUUAUCAGAAGAAAAACAGAUUAUUCAACAAGAAUUACAAAGUCUUAGUGAAACUAUUGCUGACCUUGAAAAACAAAACCACGAMAAAGAUGCUCAACUUUCUCGAUAUGCGGACGAAAGAAAUGCUUUUAAAGAGGAAUGUUCUGCCCUCCAACACUCAAUUCAAGAACUGAAUAGCAAGAACAACAUUUUGGGAGAGCAAAAAGAUACUUUACAGCGACAAGUCAAUGGUUACAGCAACGAGAGGAUUGCUUUACAAGGGGAUUUGUGUGCUUUGAAUGAAACAGUUCAAAACUUCGAAAGAGAAAGAGAGGAAAACAGAACUAUAAUUCAUGAUCUCGAGAACAAACUGGAUGUACUUACUAAGAAGCUUAGCCUUGCCAAUGACGAGAAAGCGAAUAACGAGGCAGAAAUUGAAGAUAUCUUCAAGGCCCACGACGAGCUUGAAAUCAAGUACAACGACGAAGUUCGAGAGAAAAAGGAAUUACUUGAAUACGUAGAAAGACUCCACGAAGAGCAGGAAGACCUUCAGGCACAAUACGGUGCUUUGUCCAAAGAACAUAAGCGUCAACUUAAUGACGAAUCUCAACAAUACCAACAAGUGCAAGAUUUGCAGCAAAUCAACACUUCGUUACAAGAGGAAUUCGCUCAACUGAAAGAAACUUGUGAUACUCUGAACACGUCAUUUGAAGACAAAGACCAAGAAGUGAACGAAGUGAAGGAAGAACUAAAGCAUAAAGUCCAAGAACUUGAAACUCUCAGUGCUCAACUUGAGGAAGUGAAACUUAUCCUACAAAAUAAGGAAAGUGAGUUAGAUGUUUCUUUACAAGCCAAUGAGAGGAAUCAGCAAGCGUUGAAAGAUCUUGAAAAAGAACUCGAARCRACAAAAGAAAGUUUACAAGAAAARGAGCAAGAAACAGCGAAGUCCGAACUUGAGAAAACGAACCUAGAGGAAUUGCAGUUUUCCAAAUCUCAACAGGAAGACAUCAACUUAACUCAAACUAUCCAAGAGUUGGAAWAUACAAUAGAAGUACUAAGAACUGAAAAGGAUGAACUAGCUAAUUUAUUGCAGUCUCAGAACAAGCAAAUUGAUGAACAAACAAAUGAGAUUUCUAAUUUGAACAGUAUCUGUGAAGAACGAAUCAUAGCAGUCGAAGCCCAAGAGGAAAGCGUCCAAGUUUUGACUUCAAAGCUGCAAGAACAAGAGGAGGAACUUCAAAAUAAUAUCAACCAAACUGAACAGUUAAAGGAACUUCUGAGACGGUCAGAAGAAGAGCUUAGCUUACUAAAAGCCGACUUGGAAGGUAAAGACGUUGAUUGUGCUAGAAUAACCGAAGAAAGAAGCUCGCUAAAGGAGGAAUUUCAAACUUUAAGCGAUGAUUUGAGUAAAUGUAAUAAGCAAUUGAACAUAAAAGAAAAGGAGCUUGAAAACUUUCAGUUAGUUGUUGAAAGUCUUAAUGAGAAAGUAGAACUAAAAACGCAAGAGCUAUUCGAUUUGAAUGAGCAAAAUAAGAAACAAAGAAAAGAAAUAGAAUCUCUGAAGUUACACAUUGACGAAUUGAGCGGGAAAAGUCAAGUGUGCAACGAACUUGAAACUAAACUCCAAGAACAGUUUGAAAUCAGCCAGAAUUUGAAACUGGAACUCAAGUGCUUACAGGAAGACUUUGAGUACAAGGAAAACGCUUUCGAAGAAGAGAGAAAGUUCAAAGAGAACGACAGCACUCGAGAAGUGGAAGGCUUCAAAGAGGAACUUGAACGCAAGAACCAGGAGAUACUUGCUUUACAUGAAGAACUAAACUCGAAUAAUCAAGCCCUUGAAAACGCACAGCAAGAAUCGGCAUUACAUAAUGAACAUUUGGUACAGAACCUGAACUCCUUGGAAGAAACGUGCAAUGCUAGAGGGAAAGAAGUUCACGAGCUGCAAGAAGAAAUAUCGACUUUGAAAGAGAAACUAGAUCAAAAAGAGGUAGAGCUGCAAGAUUCUUCGGGCACUGAGGCACAACUUCGCUCAACUAUUGCAUCACUAGAGACGAGUGUUCAAUCCCAAUCAGUUGAGCUUCAAGAGUCGCUUGCUAAACUAGAAGAGAGAAAAAGGCAGAACGAGUCACUGCAGUCGUACAUGUCAAGCAUGAGUGGGAAAAUGGAAGGCCAGGAAGAAGUGGUUUCCAGUUACACGACACAGAUUGAACAAUUGAAGAAAGAACUGGAGGACGCAGCAUCAAAGCGUGACGAACUUAAAACUCAAAUGAAGGGCAAGGAUGAAAAGAUGGCUAAACUCAAGCAAGUAGCCAUCAAAGCUAAAAAAGAAUUGGAAAAUGUUAAGCAACAGGCCAAAGCAGAUAAAGAAGAAUUGAUGUCAGUCAUUCAAGGCAUGAAAGAAGAUGCAGACACCAUAAAUAGCAAAAUAUCACUKCAACAAGAUGAAGAAUGCGAGAACUCUAAGGCGCUUGGAGAGUUUCAAGAACAGUUAGACAAAGUGCAAAACGAACUCAUCCAAGAGAGGAACAGGUCUGCAGAAAGCGAGGAAAAACUCAUCUCUGCUGCUACUGAGCUUGGACAUGUCAGAGAAGAACUUGAAACAGUAAAAAACGAAAGGCAGACUCUUUGCUCCGAACGAGAUUCGAUCCUUAAUGAAAAACAGGAUCUAGAGAAAGAAAUCGAAAGCUACAAGUAUCAAGUAGAGGAAAUAAACACAAAAUUACAAGAACGAAUCAGCGAGAAUAAGGAUCAACAGCAGACACUUGAAGAACGAAACGCAGAAAUUUCUCGUUUGUCUAAAGAACUGGUUCAAAGAGAGAAAGAACAGGAGAAGGCCAGUAAAGAUCUUAUUGAGACUAUGAAAAAGAUGGAAUCUACGCAAGAGGAAUUUGAAAAAGAAAAGAAAGCUCACGAGGAACUAAAGGCGCAGCUUGAAUCAGUUAAGAAACAACUGGAACAGGCUGAGAAGAGCGCAACGCAACAAAGUAUGAUGAGCCUUGAGAUCGCCGAAUAUGAGCGCACCCUGGAAUCACUGCAAAGUAAACUUGACGAUCGCGUCCAACAGCUGCAAGAUGCGCAGGAUGAAAUAGAUCGUCAGGAGAAAAGAGUGGAGGACUACAAGAUGCAAGUCGAUGCAGUUGAUAACCAGCGACAACAGAGCGAAGAACGCUCCAUAAAGCUAAAAGCGAUGCUGGUUAAGAUCAAGAAAGACUUGGCUGAAAACAAACGAGAGCUCGAAGAGAAAUCAUUGUCAGAAGCCAAGCUAAAGGCUGAACUUGAGGUUGCUACACAGAGAGGGGAAGAGGACAAAGU